AUGCCUGGCUUUGUCCUGCUCACUGGUGCGGUUAUCUCGCUGAUGGUGUCAUCAGUGGUGGCCUCAUUUUGGCACGAGUCGCGUCCGGAUGGUUUGCUGACGGAGGGUCUUGCGUGGGGAAAUACCAACAGCGAGAGGCUCUUGCCGCUGUGGGUGUGGAUUUACUGCAUUGUGUGGUGGUUUAUUCAAGAUAUUGUCAAGGUGGCGUCGCACAAGUUUAUGCAGUGGACGGAUAUGUUCGGCUGCGUGUCGAAGGCUUACGGUGGAAAUGUUAUUGAGCAGUAUAUGGAAAAGAGAGGCAAUGAACCUGUUAAUGAAAAUGAAGCUUUGUAG
Molecule: messenger RNA, 333 nt
Organism: Trypanosoma rangeli
Lineage: Eukaryota; Euglenozoa; Kinetoplastea; Trypanosomatida; Trypanosomatidae
Product: P-type H+-ATPase
Exons: 1
Coding region: 1-333 (110 amino acids)
Source: RefSeq, a predicted model, not a curated record